AUGACAACGUUCGUGCUCCUCUUGUCUCUAUUCAGACCGCCCGAUCCCCCACUUAUUCUCUGUCGCCGCAAACUUCUCUCGCGCUACGCUAGCCCUCAUCUCCUAAUUCCGAUGGCGGUGGAAACCUCUCUACCUCCGCCGUCGCCGUCGGUCGACCCGAGGAGUGGCUUCUGCCACGAGACCAAGACCUUCCACAGCCUCCGCUCGGCGGCGCCUCUUCCGGACGAAAACCUCCCCCUCUCCGCCGCCGCCUACGCCCUCUCCCUUAUCCCCUCUCCCCUCCCCUCCAACUCCGCCCUUAUCGACGCCGCCACCGGCGCCGCCAUCUCGUACCCGGAGUUGGUCUCCCGUGUCCACACCCUCGCUGCCUCUCUCCGCUCCCGCGCCGGCCUUUCCAAGGGCGACGUGGCCUUCGUCCUCUCACCCACCCGCCUUGACGUUCCCCUACUCUACUUCGCCCUCCUCUCCCUCGGCGUCGUCGUCUCUCCAGCGAAUCCCCUCAGCACCGCCGGCGAGAUCUCCCACCAGAUCCGCCUCUCCAAUCCCUCAGUCGCCUUCGCCACCGCAGCCACCGCCGACAAGCUCCCCCGCGACCUACCGAUCAUCCUCCUCGACUCGCCUCGCUUCCGAUCCUUCCUCUCCCCCGCGGCACCGGCGGCGGCGCCGCCACCGGAGGUCUCGCAGUCGGACACGGCGGCGAUCCUCUACUCGUCGGGGACGACGGGGCGGGUGAAGGGGGUGGUUCUGACCCACCGGAACUUCGUCGCCCUGAUCGCGGGGUACCAUGCCGCCAAGGAGGCGGUGGAGGCGCCGCCAGAUGGACCGGCGGUGGCGCUAUUCACGAUCCCGCUGUUCCACGUGUUCGGUUUCUUCAUGGUGCUCAGGACGGCGGCACUGGCGGAGACGACGGUGCUGAUGGAGCGGUUCGACUUCGGGGCGAUGCUCCGAGCGGUGGAACGGUACCGGGCGACCUACAUCCCCAUGUCGCCGCCGCUGGUGGUGGCGAUGGCCAAGUCUGACGAGGUCGCCCACUACGACCUCUCCUCGCUCCGCCUUGUGGCGUGCGGCGGCGGGCCGCUCGGCCGGGAGGUGGCGGAGCGUUUCACGGCGCGCUUCCCCAACAUCGAGAUCAUCCAGGGGUAUGGUUUGACGGAGUCGACCGGAGGGGUGUCGGGGACGGCGGGGCCGGACGAGUCACGGAAGUAUGGGUCGGCGGGGCGAAUAGGCGCGAAUUUGGAAGCGAAGAUAGUGGACCCCGCCACGGGGGAGGCCUUGCCUCCCGAACGCCAAGGGGAGCUUUGGCUCCGAGGGCCCACCAUCAUGAAAGGUUACAUAGGUGAUGCUGAGGCAACUGCAUCUACCUUGGACUCAGAAGGUUGGUUAAAGACAGGUGAUCUUUGCUACUUUGACCAGGAUGGCUUUGUCUUUGUCGUGGAUAGAUUAAAAGAGUUGAUUAAGUACAAGGCAUACCAGGUCCCCCCAGCUGAAUUGGAGCAUGUGCUUCAUUCUCAUCCGGAAAUUGCUGAUGCUGCUGUAAUUCCGUUCCCAGAUGAAGAAGCAGGACAGAUACCCAUGGCUUUCAUUGUUAGACAACCUGGGAGCUCUGUCAGUGAGCAACAAGUAAUGGAUUUUGUUGCAAAACAGAUUCUUGUUGCAGGUUGCACCAUACAAGAAAGUUCGCCGGGUUGCUUUUGUCAGCUCAAUACCAAAAUCAGCUGCUGGAAAGAUAUUGAGAAGGGAGCUCAUAAAUCAUGUUUCAACUAUUCCUGCAUCUAAGCUAUGAACGUCACAUCUUUGCUUUUUCAAGUGAAGUAAACAUGCAUGCUUUUUUAGAUGUUAUCAGUGACUUCCCCGGCUGCAGGACCCGGUGAUACAGGAGGGCGUGCCUUUGGGGCAACGGGAGUCUAAUUUAAGCCAUUAUUGCCAUUUAUCAUGUGGGUGAUGUGAAAAAGAUCAUGACAAUAAUUAUCUCCAAGUAUCGGUUGCUUUUCUCCAAUCAAUCAGAGGGUUAUAUUGAUGUUAGAUAGAUGAAAUGCCAAGGAAAAGUAGUAAUUCCUGAUCAGUGUCUGUUUAUAUAGAAGCUUGGGGCUUAGACCAAUAGAGGUGCUAUUGAGCACGCAAAAUGUCAUAUCUAAUCAUGGAAAGUGAAAACCCAUGGAUCAUAAACAUUAUUGAUGGAAGAUAGCUAAUCCCUUCAGAUAA
This is a messenger RNA of Elaeis guineensis (African oil palm), 2202 nucleotides long. RefSeq names its product 4-coumarate--CoA ligase-like 5. Gene Ontology annotation, molecular function: CoA-ligase activity. Lineage: Eukaryota; Viridiplantae; Streptophyta; Magnoliopsida; Arecales; Arecaceae. The record is from RefSeq and is a predicted model, not a curated record.